AACGGACCCCAAAGCUCGCGAACGGGUCGGCCACUGUGGCAGGACCUGGCGAGCUGGGCCAGGGAAAGGAGGCGGGGACGCCUGAGUCGGAGACCUUUCUCACUCCCAGGCACCUCCUGUUUCUCUGCCCCUUUGAGUCUACGGCACCCAGAAGUUUCUGGGCCUCUCUUUCCUAGGCCGUCAGUCUGAUAGUUGCCCUGGAGACACAGACGCCGGAAGCUUGACGCAUAAGGCGGGGCCAGGCUGGAAGGAGGAUUCCGACUGGCAGAGAUGCCACACCGCAGGCUUUGAACGACAGGUCGGGGGCGCACAUGCGCGUUGAGUUGGCCGCGCGCAUUCGCGGUCCGUGGUGUCCAGGGGUCCGCGAGCCUCGGUCGCCUGGGCAGUGUCGCAGGUCGCGCUGGUGGAGGGACGCCGAGUCUGCGCAGGCGGGGCUCUCCGGGCCUCGGUCACGAGUCCAGAAGUGCCGGCUCCAAAGAAGUGCCUCCGGAGCCCCACCUUCUCAGCCCUCUGCCCUUCUUCAAAUGUGGACCCUCAACGGGGAGGAAAGGAUGCCUGCUGCACGAGGGAAGUCCAAGUCCAAGGUGCCAGUGACAUUUGGGGAUUUGGCCAUCUAUUUCUCCCAGGAAGAGUGGGAGUGGCUGAGCCCCAUUCAGAAGGAUCUGUAUGAAGACGUCAUGUUGGAAAACUACCAGAAUCUGGUCUCACUCGGACUUUCCUUUCGGAGACCAAAUGUGAUCACCUUAUUGGAGAAAGGGAAAGCACCUUGGAUGGUGGAGCCAGUGAGAAAACGCCGGGGCUUGGACUCAAGGUCUAAAUAUGAGACCAAGAAGUUACCAACAUCUCUGUGCAACAAAUCUGGGCAAAGCAGCUAUCAGAAACCAGUUUCUGCAUCACAAAAAGUUGCCAUAGGAAAGAAAGGCUGCAAGAAAAGUUCAGUCCUAGUAAAACCCAAGAAAGUGCAUUCAGGAAAGAAAUCUUUAAAAUGUAAUGACUGUGGGAAAACCUUUGGUCAAAGUUUAUCUCUUAAACUUCAUCAGAAAUCACAUACUAGAGAGAAGCCUUAUGAAUGCAGUAAUUGUAGAAAAGCUUUCAGACAGAUCUCAUCCCUCAUUCUUCAUCAGAAAAUUCACAAUGGAAGGAAAAGCCAUGAAUGUGGUAAGUGUGGAGAAAACUUCAUUCAAAGAACAUCUCUUAUUCUACAUGGGAAAGUUCAUAAUGGAAAAGAAACCUUUGACUGUGGGAAGGCCUUGAGUCAGUACCCAACUCUCACUGUGGGCCAGAAAAUUCACUUUGUUGAGAAUAUCCACCAGUGUGGAAAGUGUGGGAAAGACUUCAUUCGAAAGUCAUCCCUUUUACUUCAUAAGAAGAUUCACAGCAAAAAGAAAUUACAUAAAUGCAAUAAAUGCGGGAGAGGCUUCAAAAACAAAUCAGCCCUUGUUAUACAUAAAAGAAUUCACACUGGAGAGAAAACCUAUGAAAGUGAGAAGACCUUAAGUCAGAGUCCACUGCAGAAAAGUCACCAUUUAGAGAAUCCUUAUAAAUGCAGAGAAUGUGGAAAAUCCUUUAAUAGGAUUUCAUCCAUUUUGCUUCAUCAGAGAAUUCACACAUCAAAGAAACCCUACAAAUGUGAUAAAUGUGACAAGGUCUUCAGGCGCCUUUCAACCCUUAUUCUACAUCUAAGAAUUCAUAAUGGAGAGAAACUCUACAGAUGCAGUAAAUGUGAAAAGGUCUGUAAUCGGCAUUCAUCCCUUAUUCAACAUCAGAAAGUUCAUACAAGGAAAAAGAAACUGUUUGAAUGUAAGGAAUGUGGGAAGAUGUUUUCUGGAACUGCCAACCUUAAAAUACAUCAGAACAUUCAUUCUGAAGAGAAGCCUUUCAAAUGCAAUAAAUGUAGUAAAGUUUUUGGUCGUCAGUCAUUUCUUAUUGAACAUCAGAGAAUUCAUACUGGAGAAAAGCCCUAUCAGUGUGAGGAAUGUGGAAAAGCCUUCAGUCAUCGAAUAUCUCUUACUCGGCAUAAGAGAAUUCAUACUGAAGAUAGACCCUAUGAAUGUGAUCAGUGUGGGAAAGCCUUCAGUCAGAGUGCACACCUUGCUCAACAUGAAAGAAUUCACACUGGAGAAAAACCAUAUACGUGCAAAACAUGUGGGAAGGCCUUUAGUCAACGCACAUCCCUUAUUCUACAUGAAAGAAGUCAUACUGGAGAGAAACCCUAUGAAUGUAAUGAAUGUGGGAAGGCAUUUAGUAGUGGCUCAGAUCUUAUUCGGCAUCAGAGAAGUCAUUCUUCAGAGAAACCAUAUGAAUGUAGUAAAUGUGGGAAGGCAUAUAGUCGGAGUUCAUCUCUGAUUCGACAUCAGAAUACACAUUCUGAGGAAAAAGCCUAAGUUUGUUUUAAAUAUGUGAAAACGUAGAAUGAGGCUAUAAAAGUAGCAGAGACCAAGGCAUGGGAAAAAUGCCUUUGUCUAUAACCUAAAUUUUGUAAAAAUGGGACCAUCUUGGUGAUGUGUCCCACUUUGAAAGCCAAAGAGCAAAAGUCAUUAGGGUGACUUUGACCAGACAAUUUGUAAUCAACUGAGGCAGUGAUGUUACCAUAGGUCUUAAUUUCAAAGCAGCAAGUUCAGAUGACUGGAUCAUUUUUAAUGAAGACCACUCUUCAUUCCAUAAGACACCUGAUAUUUUAUUUGCAGUGUAAUUUAGACAGCGGUUUCAUUAGUCACAUACAACAAAGUGGAACCACAAAGCCCAUAUUUAUAGAUGGGGCUUUGAGCCUUAUUUAAGGUCACAUGAAGAAAGAGUUUUAAGUUUGUCCCUUAGAACUAGACUAUCAUGUAUAAGAGAUUUCCUGGGCAAACGAGGGUACUACUUUCAGCUGACAGAAAAUUGUGGGUGAGAAAAAAGUAGAGUGAAUCUUCAAGUGGAUAAAGGUAACACUCAUAAUGUGUGUGAAUCAGUAGAGUUACUAUCAUACUGUCUCCAUGAAUAUGAAGAUACAUAAUCUUCAUGGUAUGAAAAAUCUUAACAAGCCUGAGACAGGCUAAUGGGAAAAAAGAAGCCAGGAUAUACUGAAGAAUGGGAACUUAAGAGCAGGGAGAAAUUAUUUGUUACUGUUUUAUUUGAAAAGAAAUUUGUUUAUAUUUAUAUGAAUAAACAGUGGUAUUUUCAUGUAAGAACAGUGGUGUGCAAUAAGUGACUGGUGGAGAAUGAGAUGCCAUUCCCUAAAUGUGUCCUCUCUGAAUUUAUAUGUCAAACCCCUAACCUCUAAAGAUAGGGACCUUUGGGAGAUAAUUAGGGAUAGAUGAGUUUAUGAGGGUACAUCAUGAUAGUAUUAGUGUCUUUAAAAGAAAGGAUGCCAGAGAGCUUGCUCUCUAAGCCAUGAGAAGAUACUACAAGAAGGUGGCUGUCUGCAAGCCAGGAAGCUAGCUCUCCCUACCAUCCAACCAUGUGGCACCCUGAUCUCCAGAACUGAAGAAUAAGUUUCCUUUGUUUAAGUCACCCAGGAUAUGGUAUUUUGUUAUGGCAGCCCAGGCUGACUAAUACAUGGGAGGAAACUCUGGAUUUAUGUACCAGUCUCUUUUCCUGUCAGCUAAUCACCAUAUGUAACAGCUUUCAGUCCCUGUUUUCCCGCUUGUACAAAGUAUGUAAGAAAUAAAAUCAGAGUUCUUUUUGUUA
Molecule: messenger RNA, 3669 nt
Organism: Herpailurus yagouaroundi (jaguarundi)
Lineage: Eukaryota; Metazoa; Chordata; Mammalia; Carnivora; Felidae
Gene: ZNF667
Product: zinc finger protein 667
Exons: 5
Coding region: 312-2384 (690 amino acids)
Biological process (GO): regulation of DNA-templated transcription
Source: RefSeq, a predicted model, not a curated record